AUGGACGACAACACCACCAGCCUCAAGGCCAUGAUGGAGACGAUUCUCGCGCGCCUCGACGAACAGAAGGUCGACAGCGACAAGCGGCUCGAGGCGCAGAUCGCCUUCAACACCCAAGUCUCGCAAGAUCUGCGCUCCCUCGCCAAGCAAGUCGAUCUCACGCAGGCGGAUGUCGACGACACUCGCAAGACGCUCGAGAGAUCGCCCUCACCGUCGGAAUCGCACUCCCCGACCGUGCUCCAUCCACCACCACCACCACCUCCGCGGCCCCAGGCCCCGGCGCCACAGCACCAACAUGGGCCGCCGCCGUCUCCGCGCCUCUCAGACCAGCGCCCGCCCCUGUUGGCCACAGCACCACAACCCGGCGUCCAAUCCCAGCACCAGCAGUACCACCAGAUCGGCGAGGCGCACCACCAGCAGCAGCACCAUGGUGACCACUACGUCAAGCCGCCGAAGCACGACUUCCCUCGCUUCGAUGGCAGCGCGCCUUACCUCUGGCUCGACCACUGCCGGGCGUAUUUCGACCUCUACCAUGUGCCGCCCGCGAGUUGGGUGACCACGGCGACACUAUACAUUGAAGGGCAAGCGGCUCACUGGCUUCAGGCAUUUCGCCAAACACAUGGUGGCCUCGGUUGGAAUGCGUUCUGCGCUGCGAUUCAAGAGGAGUUCGGGGUCGACGAAUUUGAGAUGGAGAUGCACAAAUUGUUGCAGCUCCGUCAGAUUGGCACGGUCAGCGAGUAUCGCAAGGAGUUCGAUACAUACAUGUAUCAUCUCCUGGCACUCGACCCAUCUCUCAGCAACAAAUUCUUCAUCACUCAAUUUUUGCUGGGCCUCAAGGACGAGUUGCGCGCAGCAGUUCGGCUGCAGGCGCCCAACAGCAUCACGCGUGCGUCCAUUCUCGCACGCAUUCAAGAGGAGGAGCUGAACACGCCCAGGGCGCGUCCACGGCCGCAGCCGCAGGGCCGCCCACCACCACCUGUGCCCGCCCGGCCGCCGGCCACGCCCCGCCAACAGCCCGACGACUACGCCCGCGAACGACAACUCAAGGAGUUCCGGCGUGCCAACGGACUCUGCUUCAAGUGCGGAGACCAGUACACUCGUGAUCACCGCUGCAACACGCAGGCCCAGCUCCUCACCAUCCAAGUGGGCGCAUACGGGGAGCUGCUCACCGACGACACCGUGCACGCACUCGACCUGCUCGAUGCACCCCAACAAGAAGCACCCCCUCCAGAGUGUUGCACAAUAUCAGCGCACGCCCUGGAUGGCUCGGAGGCGCCAAGCACAAUCCGUCUCCGCGCGCUUGUGGGCAACCAAGUUAUGCUCCUUCUACUGGACUCUGGGAGCACCCACAGCUUCGUCAACAAGUCGUUCGUCGAGCGCGUUGGGGCGACAACGCAAGAGAUCGCCACAUUGGAUGUGCGGGUGGCCAACGGCGACCGACUAACCUGCUCGCGCCAAGUUUCGGAGCUCCAGUGGUGGAUGCAGGGCCACACGUUCUCGACGCCGAUGUACGAGCUCGACACAGGCGCAUACGAUGGAAUCCUAGGCAUGGACUGGUUGGAGAAGAACAGCCCAAUGACUUGCCACUGGCAGGAGAAAUUCAUCUCCUUCCUGCACGAGGGCGAGACAGUCAAGCUACAAGGUGUUCGUCCAAAGUCGACACCCACUCCCGCAACGGUGCAACCGGCAGAACUAUGCAAGUUGAUCGCCGGCAAUGAUAUCUGGGCAAUGGCCAUGGUCGAGAUGCAGCCCCCCAAACCAAGACCAUGCAAGCCCUCGCAGACGCCCAUCAACGAUCUCCUGGAAGAAUUCAGCGACGUGUUCACCGCACCCACCGGCUUGCCUCCUCACAGGCAGUAUGAUCACGCGGUCACAUUGGAAGAUGAAGCCCAGCCAACAAACACACGGCCCUACCGCUACUCUCCAUUGCAAAAGGACGAGAUUGAGCGGCAGGUCAAAGAAAUGCUCGACGCCGGUGUGAUCACGCACUCGGUCAGUCCAUACGCGGCGCCAGUUUUGCUUGUGAAGAAGAAGGAUGGCACCUGGCGAUUCUGCGUGGAUUACAAGCGUCUCAAUGACGUGACCGUGAAGAACAAGUUUCCCUUGCCCGUCGUCGACGAGCUACUCGAUGAACUUGCCGGAGCGGCUUUCUUCUCCAAGCUUGACCUGCGCGCAGGCUACCAUCAAAUUCGCAUGCGCGAACAGGAUGAACACAAGACAGCAUUCAAAACUCACCACGGCCAUUUCCAAUUCAGAGUCAUGCCAUUCGGGUUGACAAAUGCUCCGGCCACGUUCCAAUGCCUGAUGAACGCUAUCUUCGCCAAGUAUACCCGGAAGUUUGUCAUCAUUUUUCUUGACGACAUCCUUGUUUUCAGUGAGACACUCGAGGACCACUUGGAACAUCUCCGCAUCGUCCUCAACUUGCUCCGCGAGCACCAGCUAUAUGCCAAGAUGUCCAAGUGCUCGUUUGCGCAAGAUCACAUUGAUUAUCUGGGUCACGUGAUCUCCAAGCAGGGCAUCACGACUGAUUCUGAGAAGACAGACGCCAUGGCGCAGUGGCCUACUCCAACCAACGCCACCGAGCUCCGUGGCUUUCUGGGGCUCACCGGCUAUUACCGCAAGUUCGUCCCCCACUACGGGAGCAUUGCCAAGCCGCUAACCCAGCAGCUCACCAAGAAAGGCUUUGCAUGGCCCGAGUCGGCGCAGCUCGCGUUCGACACGCUCAAGAAGGUGAUGGUGACCACGCCGGUGCUCGCCCUUCCCGACUUCGACAAGCCAUUCUCCAUCGAAACCGACGCCUGCGACACCGGCAUCGGUGCCGUGCUCGUCCAAGACGGUCACCCCAUCGCAUACUACAGCAAGGCGUUGGGUGUGAAGAACCAGAAGCUCUUCACCUACGAGAAAGAGUUCUUGGCCGUCAUGAUGGCCGUGGACAAAUGGCGCUCUUACCUGCAACGCGGGCCGUUCACCAUUGUCACGGACCACAAAAGCUUAUGCACGCUUGGGGACCAGCAUCUGGUGACCGAUGUCCAGCGCCGCGCCAUGUCCAAAUUGGUCGGCCUCCAAUUCAAGUUCCAGUACAAGAAGGGCGUCGACAACAGCGCGGCGGAUGCUCUCUCUCGCGUGGGCAGUCACUACAGCGCCAAUGCUCUGUCCCUCUGCCAGCCAACAUGGAUUCAGGAAGUGGCCAAUUCGUAUGCCACGGAUCCAGAUGCCCAGGAAAAGAUUCAGCAGCUCGCGCUGCACAGUCCGGACGACGAGGAGUACGAGCUGUACCGUGGAGUCAUUCGCCAUCGCGGGCGGCUGUGGAUCGACGCAAACACAGCCCUGCGCACCAAACUGAUCAGCGCUCUGCAUGACAGUGUCAUGGGGGGCCAUUCUGGCUCGACAGCAACUUACCACCGAGUCAAGAAGCUGUUUGAGUGGAAGGAUUUGUCAACAGGCGAAGCAUGA
Molecule: messenger RNA, 3453 nt
Organism: Triticum dicoccoides
Lineage: Eukaryota; Viridiplantae; Streptophyta; Magnoliopsida; Poales; Poaceae
Exons: 2
Coding region: 1-3453 (1150 amino acids)
Source: RefSeq, a predicted model, not a curated record